This is a messenger RNA of Acanthoscelides obtectus, 750 nucleotides long. Lineage: Eukaryota; Metazoa; Arthropoda; Insecta; Coleoptera; Chrysomelidae. The record is from the annotation of a GenBank genome assembly.
GUUCUAUUUUCUAUUAGAGCAUAGCAUGAUACUGAACCUAAGGAUCUGGCCAGUUGGCCAUCGACCAGUGCCAAUAACAGAACAAAAAAAACUGUUUAACAUUAGCUUGGCCUGUAUGUAUGUUUGUAACGGAGCAUAAUUUUCACCAAUUUCCAGCAGUUUGAUUAAUUUGAAACUUCGUACACGUAUCAAGGACCGAUAUCAAUGCAAUAAGCAGCCAUGGAUUUCAAAUGCCGCUUUACAAAUAUUGCUGUAGCUCAAGUGGCAAAGCACCGGUCUUGUAAACCAGGAGUCGUGAGUUCAAUUCUACAGGAGGCAGAUUGUGAAAGAAGUUUGUCUUCCAAAAUUUAUCGCUACAUUAUCGGAUAUCUUGUCAGCCUAGUUGGCCCAGGGCAGAGGAAUGGUUUCGCUGCUCCUAUAGACAUAUAUAUUUCAUGUAACCCGAUAUACACAAGACACUUCUUUGAACGGAAACAGUCGAUGUCGUCAAUAUGAACCCAGGAGUCUGGUGCAUAUUUGCUGGAGGAAUAUUGUCAAUGAGUCUCUGAGCUAUAGAGAAAAGCAGGUAAAAAGAGGGUCGACUGACCCUUUCGAGGCAUCGACGGGGUGAGGACGGAGGAUGUACACGACAACGAGCAACCAGGCGGAACGCAUGGUUGGACCCAUCACGUAUUUCAACGAUUUAUUGCACCGUCUAUUUUGAUAUUGGAAAAAUGAUAUGACAGCUGAAGAACUAAGCAAAAUGCAAGU